Molecule: messenger RNA, 747 nt
Organism: Homarus americanus (American lobster)
Lineage: Eukaryota; Metazoa; Arthropoda; Malacostraca; Decapoda; Nephropidae
Product: tigger transposable element-derived protein 1-like
Exons: 5
Coding region: 1-747 (248 amino acids)
Cellular component (GO): nucleus
Molecular function (GO): DNA binding
Source: RefSeq, a predicted model, not a curated record
AUGUCGAAUUUAGACUCUCGGAAACUUUUCCCAGUAACCGGAAAAGACUCCGGGAAUAAGGAAUUUUUCCAGCGCAUGCCAACAAGAACUUACAUUUCCAAGAAUGAAGCACAUGCUCCAGGCAUUAAGGCUGCGAAGGACCGUGUGACAGUGUUGUUGGGUGCAAAUGCUAGUGGAGACUUAAAGCUUAAGCCUGUGUUGAUGUAUCACUCUUUCAACCCGCAAGCUUUAAAGGGUUACAUAAAAUCUACUCUAGGUGUUCACUUUAGGUCAAGCAAGAAAGAUAAUGCACCAAGCCACCCUACCACCAUUGCUGAGCUUUCUGACAAUAUCAAAAUGCUCUUUCUACCUCCAAAUACAACAUCUCUCCUUCAACCAAUGGACCAAGGAGUAAUAGCAGCCUUCAAAGCCUAUUAUUUGAGGCGUACAUUUAAGAAACUUAUUGCAGCUACUGAGGAAGGAAAUGAUGAGGCCAGUGUUCUUCAGUUUUGGAAAAAUUUCAACAUCAAGCAUGCAAUUGACAUCAUUGUGGAGGCCUGGGGUGAAGUAAAAGAUCUACAACAACUUGUUGCUGCUGGGGAAAUAGAAGAUGCCGAAGAUGAAGAAGUCCAGGAUGCAAAACCACGAGAGCUUCCCACUUCUGUUUUGUCUUCUAUCCUGAGGGAAGUUGAUAAGCAGUUGCAGAUCUUGGAAGACAAUGACUACAAUGCAGAAAGGAGCAGGAUUGCAGAUUUUGCCACUGAUUAA